AUGAAGACGGAGAGCGGGGCGGCGCAGGCGGCGCCGUUCGCCGGCAGAAAACAGAGCCUGAUCGAGGACGCUCGCCGAGAGCGCAGCGGCGGCUCCGGGAGCGGCUCCCCGGGGCCUCCGGGGCCUCCGGGGCCCUCCCGGUACGCAGACGGCUUCGUGUUCGAGGAGAAGCACGGCCGGGUCACGCUGACCGUCCUCUUCGGCCUCAGCAACGAGAAACACGCCGGCUUCUUCAAAACGGGCAAAAUAUUCGAGACGUUCGAGGCCAAACUUCUCCACAUCGAAAGCCGCCCGGGGAGGAAGUCGAAGAACGGCGCGACCGACCUGGAGUUCUUCAUGAAGUGCGAAGUCCACAGCUCCGACAUGGACGUGUUCAUCAACUCCUUGAGGAGAGUGGUGGACGACGUGCGCCCCGUCCCGGAGGAAAAAGUUCCCUGGUUCCCCCGACAGCUGAAAGACCUCGACAGGUGCAACAUGUUAAUAACCAAAUUUGACCCAGACAUGGACCAGGACCAUCCAGGAUACAGCGAUCCAGAAUACAGAAAGAGACGGGCUUUCAUCUCGGAACUGGCCUCCACGUACAAACAGGGGGAGCCGCUGCCCACGGUGGACUACACGGCAGAAGAAGUGGCCACAUGGAGGGAGGUGUACCAGCAGCUGAGGAGCAUUUACCCCGGCCUGGCCUGCAGACAGUUUCUGGACGGGCUGCAGCAGCUGGAGAAGGAGUCGGGCUACGGGGAGGAGCGCAUCCCUCAGCUGAGGGAGGUGUCCGCCUUCCUGAAAGAGAGAACUGGUUUCCAGCUGCGUCCAGUCGCCGGCCUGCUGUCCGCCAGAGACUUCCUCAACAGUUUGGCCUUUCGGGUGUUUCAGUGCACGCAGUACAUCCGCCACCCCUCCAGGCCCAUGCACUCCCCCGAGCCGGACUGCUGCCACGAGCUCCUGGGCCAUAUUCCCAUGCUGGCAGACACAGAAUUCGCCCAGUUCUCACAGGAAAUUGGACUCGCCUCGCUUGGAGCUUCAGACGAAGACAUCGAGAAACUGUCAACGUUAUACUGGUUCACCGUGGAGUUCGGCCUCUGCAAGCAGAACGGAGCGGUGAAAGCGUACGGCGCCGGACUCCUGUCGUCCUACGGGGAGCUCGUUUACGCUCUGUCCAACGAGCCGGAGUACAAGCCCUUCGACCCCGAGGAGACGGCGAUGCAGCCGUACCAGGACCAGACCUACCAGCCGGUUUACUUCGUCUCCGAGAGCUUCGAGGACGCAAAGACCAAGCUGAGGAGAUACUCUGCAACCAUCAAGCGUCCCUUCGCGGUCCGCUACGACCCCUUCACCUGCAGCGUGGAGGUUCUGGACCAGCCCGCGAAGAUCCGGAACAGCCUGAGCCAGAUGAGAGAAGACCUGAAGACCCUCCACGGCGCCUUGGAGAAGUUCAGCUCGUCUUAA
This is a messenger RNA of Cyclopterus lumpus (lumpfish), 1443 nucleotides long. It is a transcript of the gene th2, whose product is annotated as tyrosine hydroxylase 2. Gene Ontology annotation, biological process: dopamine biosynthetic process from tyrosine. The record is from RefSeq and is a predicted model, not a curated record. The coding region runs from base 1 to 1443 and encodes 480 amino acids. Gene Ontology annotation, cellular component: cytoplasm; perikaryon; axon. Gene Ontology annotation, molecular function: tyrosine 3-monooxygenase activity; iron ion binding. Lineage: Eukaryota; Metazoa; Chordata; Actinopteri; Perciformes; Cyclopteridae. The transcript has 12 exons.